AACCAUGUCAAUGAUAAUAGGUAUUCGGGCCACAUAAAAUGUUGUUCAUACUGCAAUGGCUAUCGUCGUACUCCCGGCACCAUCCCGUUGCUCGCUCUCCAUUUCUCCGUCCUGUUUUCCAAUCCAAUCUCCAUUUGUAUUCUUGAGAGCGUCACAUCGUCCCACUCUACCACUAACCUCGCUGCCUUUUCACCCUCUAAAUGGGGUUUCUCUCCAAGCAACUACCACUUAUAUUGUUAGAUUUCCCACACCACGAACCAGAGCAACCGUCGACGACAGAGAUCACCUUACCUCAAAUCCGAUUCUUGUCGAGGAAGAGAAGCCCAAAAAUGAAGUGGAGGAAAGUGUGAAAGUGCUGAAAAAUGCAGCCAAGUCCAGAAAGGUAGCAACAGGAGAUAUUCUUUCUGCACUUUCGGUGAUCGAGAAAGCCAAACUUGAUCCUUCUGGUUUUCUUGAAAUUCUAGGUGGAACCAAAUCCCCUGGGAGAACGUGGAUGCUUAUUUUUACUGCCGAGAAGCAAGUGAAGCGGGGUCGAUAUUUCCCUCUUACAGCUGUUCAGAGGUUUGAUACUGCCAUAUCUCAAUGGGCGAAAGAAACUGAAAUAAAGAGACGAGUUAUAAUCUUCAUUGAUGAGAAGGAAAGAGAGGAUAUUGAAGCCUAGCACUGAAUCUUGUGUUUAAGAUGCAUUUAUCAUCAGUCUUUAAGCUUACUUGAAUCAAGCAUUAGGCCUCAGUUAUUACGCUUGAUCAUGUCAUCCAUAUUUACCUUGAUCAAGAACAAGAAGGAACGGGCUGUUUCUGCGUGUUAAUAAGGCAUCUAAGACUAAGCACAUUCAGCAAUGCCUAUCUAUCAGGCUAGUAUUAGCACCAGUCAUUUCAUUAUUUGGGAGCGCACUUGUGAAAUCAUCAAUUGAAGGACAAAUAUGCUUACCCCUGAUCGCAUGUAUCGAAGAGAGGAACAGCAUAAGUCAGUUUUUUCAGUUGCUUUUGUUAACCAUAGACAACUGAAUUAUCCUGUAUGAUUGCCAGGCGAAGAGGAUUGAAAAUGGGGUAUAUCUUGGACCAAUAGGCCAGUUGACAUUCGAAGGCAGGUUUUCAUGGAAAAAAAGAAUACUGAGUUUCAUAUUUGAGAACAUCAGAAUUAAAGUUGGACCUUUGAAAC
This is a messenger RNA of Neltuma alba, 1161 nucleotides long. RefSeq lists its product as uncharacterized. Bases 56 to 661 code for a protein of 201 amino acids. The record is from RefSeq and is a predicted model, not a curated record. The transcript is spliced from 4 exons. NCBI's taxonomy places the organism in Eukaryota, Viridiplantae, Streptophyta, Magnoliopsida, Fabales, Fabaceae.